AUGGCAUCAGCAACUCCAACGUCAAACAACAAUCGUCUUGUCAAGAUCACUCUCUUCAUAAAAAAGAAAGAUAGUAUUUCACACGAAGAAUUUCACAGAUAUUGGUCUGAGGAACACUCCAAGAUAUUUCUUUCGCUUCCUAUAAGCCGCCGAAACCUUGUGAAAUACUCGCAGUAUCACUCUGAUACCUCUAUCGACCUAACCAGGUUCGGCUUUAAUAAUAUGCUGGGCUAUGAUGGAGUCGCGAGCCUUUGGGCAAACAGCUUCGAAGAAUUGCUAGCAAUUUUCACUUCUGAAGAUUUUCGUAAGACUUUACUUCCGGACGAGGAUAGGUUCAUCAACAGAGCUGAACUUGUCUCCAUGGUCGGGUGGGAUGAGGAUAAAUGGGACAAUGGAAAGACCCUCUGA
This is a messenger RNA of Annulohypoxylon truncatum, 408 nucleotides long. Its product is annotated as EthD domain-containing protein. Bases 1 to 408 code for a protein of 135 amino acids. The transcript is spliced from 3 exons. Lineage: Eukaryota; Fungi; Ascomycota; Sordariomycetes; Xylariales; Hypoxylaceae. The record is from RefSeq and is a predicted model, not a curated record. Gene Ontology annotation, molecular function: oxidoreductase activity.